Molecule: messenger RNA, 913 nt
Organism: Nylanderia fulva
Lineage: Eukaryota; Metazoa; Arthropoda; Insecta; Hymenoptera; Formicidae
Gene: Spase25
Product: Signal peptidase complex subunit Spase25
Biological process (GO): protein targeting to ER
Cellular component (GO): signal peptidase complex; membrane
Source: RefSeq, a predicted model, not a curated record
AAUUUAACAAUCAAUUGACAGCACCUGCAAUAAAUUUACGUCAAAAUUAAUUUAAUUAAAAUAGAUUUAAAAAAUAUAAGUGUACUGUUGGAUUUAUAUGAAGAGGAGGGGAUUCUAUCUUCUCUCUUCUUCAUAUAAAGGUUAAUUCAUACGUCAGACAAUUCUAUCGUCUGCAGAGUCUCAGAGAGUACAAACACAACGUGUACAUAUACAGUACUUACGUGUUUUGUGGAAAUAUUACUCUGAUAAUGACUACGCCAGAGAAUUCUGUAAUAAAGAUCAAUAAGUGGGACGGCACAGCGGUCAAGAAUGCUUUAGAUGAUGCAGUCAAGGAUGUACUUACAAAGAAAUAUAAUUACAUAGAGAAUUUUUCUCUUCUCGAUGGAAGACUGGGGCUCUGUGGGGUUGCUGUGACAAUAGCUAUCAUAGCAUUGUUGUGCGAUUAUCUGUAUCCAUUCCCUGCUUCCAAGCCUGUUUUAGUAGCCUGCGUCUCUCUGUAUUUCAUUCUAAUGGGACUCUUGACAUUAUAUACAACGUACAAAGAGAAAGGCAUAUUUGUAGUUGCGGUCCAAAGAGAUCCAGCAGGCUUCAAUCCCGACUUGAUCUGGGAGGCAAGUUCCUAUUUGAAGAAAUAUGAUGACAAAUAUAACUUGAUAUUGUCAGUUAGAAGCGCUUCGGGCAACCUUAAUGAAUCAACAGUAACUAAGUCUGUUGCAAAUUUCAUCGAUGUUAAUGGUGUAGUGAUUCCAGAAUUGAUAGAAACUGUUGUCACAAAUCUGCAUGACAGCCUGACAUCACAACGCAAAGAAAAGUAGCAGUAUUCUGAUAUUUGAACAUUUCCUGAAGUUUCUUUUUGUUCUACAUGUGUGAAUAAAUUCGAUAUGUAUUGCAGUUUUGCAUACACUUUCUGAAA